Messenger RNA from Monascus purpureus, 1979 nucleotides. The record is from the annotation of a GenBank genome assembly. Lineage: Eukaryota; Fungi; Ascomycota; Eurotiomycetes; Eurotiales; Aspergillaceae.
CUUGCAAUGCCGGAGUGCAUCAUGCUUCUUCACCAUCUAUCCUUUCAUUUCUCUUCAUUACCCUGCUUGACGCAAGCUACUUUCUUUGUUCACUUCUCGACGCUCUUUAUGCUUUAGGAGUUGCAGUUAUCAAUCAAUCUUUCUGCCUCGUCAUUUUGGUUUCGUUUUCUAUAUAACGCAUAAGCUGGCAGCAGGUACUUCUGAGAUGUUCGCAUAUAUGUUCAAAUCAGCCCUUUUGGCUCCUCUGCUCGGGGCUGUCGUCUGCGCUCACACUGCCUUCACAACCCUCUAUGUCGACGGCACCAACCAGGGUGACGGCGUUUGUGUUCGGAUGAACCGGAAUUCUUCUAACACCAACUUCCCAAUUGAACCCCUGUCCAGCAAGGACAUCGUUUGCGGCUAUGAGGGCGAACGAGGCGUAGCCCGUGUUUGUCCAGCGAAGGAGGACUCCAUUCUAACCUUCGAGUUCCGGGAACAUGCCGAUGGCUCCCGUCCUGGAUCCAUUGAUCCUAGCCACAAGGGUCCCUGUGCAGUCUACAUGAAGAAAGUCGACGAUGCCGCCGCCUCCAAUAACGCCGCUGGUGAUGGCUGGUUCAAAAUCUGGGAGUCCACCUACGACGACAACGCCGGGAAAUGGUGUACCGAGAAAAUGAUCGAUAACAAUGGCCAUAUCUCCGUGAAGAUUCCCCAAGGCAUCCAAGGCGGGUAUUACUUGGUUCGCCCUGAGCUUCUGGCUCUUCACGCUGCGCAGAAUAAUCCUCCGGACCCACAGUUCUACGUGGGUUGUGCUCAGAUCUUUCUUCAAUCAUCGGGUACUGCGCAACCUCCUACUGUAUCCAUUGAUGAAGGGACGUAUAACUUGAGUAUUCCCGGAAUGACCUAUAAUAUUUACGCUACACCUCUCGCUCUGCCUUAUCCUAUGUAUGGUCCUCCCGUUUACACGCCGACCGCCAGUCCCAGUGCAACGUCUUCAGCGAAUGCUGCAGUUGCAGCUACAGAAUUGCCAGCUUGCAGUCUGCCGGCGGCCAAGAGAUCUAACGAUAACGAUUCGGGACUCGAAAGACGCGGCGAGCAAGUGCAAAAAGUGGGCCUGGAGCCUGCCGGUUGCAUUCUCCAGCGAGACAACUGGUGUGCCUUUGAAGUUCCCGACUACACCACCCAAGACGGCUGUUGGCAGUCCUCCUCCGCAUGCUGGAAUCAAAGCAAAGCUUGUUGGGACAUCAACUCUCCGGUCGACUAUCCUCAUUGCAAAAUCUGGGAUACCAAAUGCCAUGAUAUCGACGACAAUUGCAGCAAUAACAACUGGGUUGGUCCUCCGAAUAAGGGCAAGGUUCUCACGCCCGCUUUGCCGCCAUUGGACGGGUCCAUGGCGGUCUUUAGCAGGAGCUUACCUGCAAUGAAACAUGUGGGGAGAUAUCGUAGGAGGCAUGGCAUGUAGGGCUCGUGGGUGGCUUGAACGGGUUCAAGAUCAUCAUCCAUGUUUCAAAAUUCAUGAUCUACAUGUGGGGCUGGUCUCAACUUGAGACCCGACGGUGUCCGAUUUCUUCGCUAGGAAUGGAAAAUGGGUAGUCAUGAUGCCUGCAUUGCUAUGGACGUCGAUUUGAUUCCUAUCUCUUUAUAUCAAAGCGUUUUUCGGGAUAUUAUAUGCAUAUGUAUGAGUUGAGCUUUCUUCAGAACCAUACAGAAGAUUCAGCGCAGAACUUGGAUGAGAUUCUGCCUUUUUCAUUAGCCUCGACAAACUGUGAAUCUAUAUAUCCAGCAUUUACCCUAAAUUCAUUGUACCCUGAUCGCUUAACGCCAAUAAUCAAAUUCAUACCAUCUGCUUGUUGAAAUGAAGCACAAUGGCACCGUCUGUACGCGUGACCCGCGAGGGAAAUAUCUCCAACUUCUGUUUUGAUCCUGUAGUAGCUCUUCGAGAUACAUCUUGUCUAUCUGCCUGUACUAUAGCUUGACCUGCAGCCUGGCUGCCCGUGUGUCCG